Exaiptasia diaphana is the source of this 1136-nucleotide messenger RNA. RefSeq names its product threonine synthase-like 2. The transcript has 4 exons. The record is from RefSeq and is a predicted model, not a curated record. NCBI's taxonomy places the organism in Eukaryota, Metazoa, Cnidaria, Anthozoa, Actiniaria, Aiptasiidae. Gene Ontology annotation, molecular function: pyridoxal phosphate binding. Gene Ontology annotation, biological process: 2-oxobutyrate biosynthetic process; dephosphorylation. The coding region runs from base 39 to 1136 and encodes 365 amino acids.
UCCAGAAAACAUUGAAAACAUAGAGCUCUAGAAAAAGAAUGAAAUUCAGAAGCACGCGCGGCCUGGUCAACGAUGUGACGUUUCAAGAAGGAGUAUUCAUGGGUUAUGCUAGUGAUGGUGGUUUGCUCAUGCCAGAAUCUCUUCCUAAAAUUGGYCUCCAACAGAUGGAAUCGUGGAAGGACCUUUCGUACGUGGAUCUUGCAGUCGAAAUUUUAUCUUUAUUCAUAUCAGAGAGCGAAAUCACGAAGACACAACUUCGAGGUAUUGUUAUCAAUGCAUAUGGUAGUGACUUUGAAUGUCCAGUGGCAGACUUUCCUGGAAGUCUUCAUAUACUAGAACUCUUCCAUGGCAAGACAAAAGCUUUCAAAGACGUUGCCUUGGCUCUAACUGCUCAAUUUCUGGACUUCUUUCUUGAAAAAGAAAGAAAACACAUAACUCUUCUUGUAGUUACGUCAGGGGACACAGGAAGUGCAGCAAUAGAAAGUGUUAGAAAAUCCCAAAACAUAGACAUUAUUGUUCUCUUCCCAAAAGGAUACUGCACUAAAGUCCAAGAACUUCAAAUGACAACUGUAAUGGAUAACAAUGUCCAUGUCUUUAAUGUUGAGGGUUCAAGUGAUGAUGCUGAUGUACCUAUAAAAGCAUGUUUGAUUGAUAAAGAAUUUGCUGGAAAGUAUAAUCUAGGAAGUGUUAAUUCUGUUAACAUCUCAAGGRUUUUAGCACAAGUUGUUUAUUACUUUUAUGCCUAUUUCAAAGUCUGUAAGGAAGUUGGGAAAACAGUGAGGAUAGUAGUACCAACAGGAGCUAUGGGCAAUGUUACAGCUGGUUGCAUUGCAAGCAAGAUGGGACUCCCAAUUUUACUUCAUUCUGUUGUGAAUGAAAAUAACUGUGUAUUCAAGAGCCUCACAAGUGGUAUAUUUGCUGGAAGCACAGCCACCACAAAAACCUGGUCACCGGCAAUGGAUAUACAGUCGGAGAAUACAAUUGAAUCUAAUCUAAAAAUUGUUGACUUAAAUACUGGUAAACAAUUAUUAGUACAUAUUCAUGGCAUCUUGCUUGAAGUGUGUGUCUCAAAUGGUCUUACAAAAUCACAGAAACAACUGCUUUACCUUGGGUUCACUGUCAAACAGGAUGCUUGA